AUGGCGGGCGUGCUGCAGACAGUGCUGCCGGUCUACUUCGAUUUCCGGAUCUCUGUUGCCCAAACAAAACCGGUAGACAAGGACGACAAGCAGUCUAUUCAAGAAUCUAAGAACGAUUUCACGCUCAAGCUGUUCUGUGACCAAACUGAAGUCAGUGUGCAAACAGACGACCUGGAAACACUUCAGGGGCUGCUCAGGGAACUCAGGAGGAGCCAUCUUAUUGCACAGGACGACAACUUCUACGCUGGUGGAAGCAGCCAUCGUUGGAUUCAGUACUACACAACAACUGAGGACGACCAAAAGGAUGCUGAACAGACAUCAGGGUCGAUCUUGACGAUGGACGAAUUUAUUGCGUCGACCAAGAACCCCUUGGCCAAAUAUUUCCUUCAAUCGGAGGAAAAUCAGCCAAGCCUGCCAUCUGCAGGGCCUAGACUGGAUCUGGGGACGGUCAAGGAAAAUUGGGUCGAAAAGGAGAUGCGCGCUAGGGAAAACGAUUUCACUGAAUAUGGCUUCAUGCAUGCGUUCGUGGGCACAUGGAAUGUUAAUGGCAGAAACGCUCCAGAGAAGCUGGAUUCUUGGCUAAAAGUCGAGGGUGAAGUCCAACCCGAUAUAUACGUGCUCUGCUUUCAGGAGCUUGAUUUGAGUGCUGAGGCGUACAUUGUACUGGAUGGAUCGAAGGAGGAAGAGUGGACUAGGGCCAUUGCCGAGAGCCUCGGAAGCGGCUAUCAAAAGGUCAUGUCGAAGCAGCUGAUUGGACUUUUGAUUGUCAUGUAUGUGGCGAAGGACCAUGCAAAGUACAUCAGGGAGGUUACCGCUCACUCUGCGGGUGUCGGCAUCAUGGGCAUGCUCGGAAACAAAGGCGGUGUGUCGAUACGUAUUCGAUACAAGGACUCGUACUUCUGUUUUGUCGACUCUCACCUCGCAGCAGACACCAACCAGAUCGACCGAAGGAACCAGGAUUACCAGGAGAUCUGUCGUAGGCUCACUUUCCCCUCGGCGAGCCCAUACGACAUUACGAAGAGCCCGGCAGGAAAUGCCGCCCUUGGUGUUGCCAACAAAAUGGUCUCAGUUUUCGACUGCGACCAUACCAUCUGGGCAGGAGAUUUGAACUAUCGCCUUGGGCUCCCCGAAGACCAAGUCAAGAACCACUUAAAGACUAACGACUAUGAGGCGCUCAUGAAACACGAUCAGUUGACGGCGCAGAGGUCACUGCUAAAGGCGUUUUCGGAUUUCGAGGAACAUCCCAUCUACUUUCACCCAACCUACAAGUACGAUGUCGGCACCAGCACAUGGGAUUCCAGCGAGAAGCGUCGUGUACCCGCAUAUACGGAUCGCAUUCUAUGGCGCACCAAGGAUUCGGCAAAAGACAGUGCCGAGGCGUUGUUUUACAGGUCCCAUAUGGAUAUGACAAUCAGCGACCACAAACCUGUCAGCGCAUACUUCAAGCUCAAGGUCAAGACGCUCCUGCAUGCCAAGCAGGCAGAGGUGCAUCAAGCGAUCGUCAGGGAACUGGACAAGUACGAGAAUGAGUGUAUGCCCGACGCCACGAUCUCUUCGUCCAACAUUGUUUUUGAGGAAGUUCGAUAUCUCGAACCUAAGAAGACAUCGAUCGUGAUUAAGAACACAGGACAGUUCCCGGCACAGUACCGAUUCAAGCCCAAGCUGCAGGAUGAGCGAUUCUGUAAACCGUGGACAUGGGCGAACCCGCCUGUCGGGAUGAUUAUGCCUGGCGAGAGCGCGAAGUUGCAUAUCACGGUGAUGGUGGAUAACGAAUCGGCGCCACUGCUCAACACUGGCAAGGAAAAGAUGGACGAUAUUCUGAUUCUGCAUCUGGAGCAUGGCAAAGACUACUUCAUCUCUGUCUCGGGAUCGUAUGUUCGCACCUGCUUUGGCAACUCUUUAGAAUGGCUCUCGCGACUGGACCGACCUAUUCGACUCUGGAAUCCAGAGGAGGAUGAGGAUGAGGAUGAGGACGACACGGCAACGCUGUAUGAUCCGUAUAGCGUCCUUGGAACAAAAUCGUCGAUGGGCAGCAUCAAGGACUCGGCAGCCAUGUCUGCCAAUAGUGGAUCAGCCAAGCAGGUCAAGAACGCAAAGUCGCUGGAUUCCUUGUCUGAUAAGAAUUCGAUCGGACGCAAGAAUAAUAUUGAGACGGUGUUGGCGAACACUCAAAUUUCGGAUGAGAAGGCUUCAGUGCCAGUGAAGAAGCAGAAGCCGGCAAGACAGUUGAGUUUGCCAAAGGAUCUGUGGCGGAUCGUUGAUUUCAUCUACAAGUACGGGUUCUCUGUGGAUAAUCUGUUCUUGCUUUCGGGAGAUCAGUCGACAAUGUCGUAUAUCCGUGAAUGUUUGGACACGGGCGAAGAAUUCGACUUGAGGCGACUUUUGGGCAAACCCGCUCAACAGGAUACCGAGGCCGGAGCUGCAGAAAUCAAAUCUGAUAACGCCGCUACAUCUAAACAGCUGCCACAACAGAACACGCCUAAGGACAAGGCGAAACUAUCUAACAAAGACGGCAAGGACACAGACACGCAAAACGAAAAGGACGCUACACAUCCUGUUGUUUCAUCGUCAUUGACUUUACCCCCUCGAGGAUCUCCGUCAGACCUCAAACCCCAGAUCGCGCGUCCAGUUUCGAUUAUGAACGGCAUCCCACCCAAGGCUGCGACAUUCGGAUUGGGUGAAAAUCGCGGGGUCCAUUCCAUGGCUGAAGUUCUCUUAAGGUUCCUGGAAUCUCUCCGCGAACCCGUAGUUCCGACAGAGAUGUACUACCGAGCUCUUGAGGUUGCAGGGCACCAGCAGGCCGCAUAUGGACUCUUGGAUCUCAUGCCCCCGGUGCAUGUGAACGUGUUUGUGUAUAUCACCAGCUUUUUGAGGGAACUGAUCUUGGUUGGUGGAAAUCAUUUAGGUGGUUCUCAGGAUGCUGAUGAUGGCGCCAAGGAGGGUACUUCUGUCAUAGCAGGCAGCAAUAACACCGGCAGCAACAAUGUUAGUAUUGGCUCGGGUGCAAACAGCAGCAAUAACAGGGUGUUGCAGAGCAAUUCAGGAUCGAUCUAUAACGGGGCCGAGCCUCCGAGCGGCGGAGUCCGUGCAAAGAGAGAUGACGAGGAUUUUAGGGUUGCCAAGCUAGCUUCAGUAUUCUCCUCGGUGAUGCUCCGCCCUCCACCUGGUGCAGAACGUCUGUCGGAGAUCGAGGCCCUGAAGCGAAAGACGUUUUUGAUGCAGUUCCUCCAAGAGCCCGCGGAAGAAGAAGGGUUGGGAGGACCUGGAGGACUGGGUGGACCGCCACCUCCGAGUUCUGCAGCAACAGCAACAGCAGUUCUUCCGCCCGCUUUAUCGAUGCCAGGCUCUUUUGCAGUCAAUGCUUCAGUAACAGGUCCGACACAUGCCGCACAGUCUGAGAACACAGAGGAGGAUUCAUGA
This is a messenger RNA of Gamsiella multidivaricata, 3420 nucleotides long. Its product is annotated as Endonuclease/exonuclease/phosphatase. Gene Ontology annotation, molecular function: phosphatidylinositol-4,5-bisphosphate 5-phosphatase activity. Bases 1 to 3420 code for a protein of 1139 amino acids. The record is from RefSeq and is a predicted model, not a curated record. NCBI's taxonomy places the organism in Eukaryota, Fungi, Mortierellomycota, Mortierellomycetes, Mortierellales, Mortierellaceae. Gene Ontology annotation, biological process: phosphatidylinositol dephosphorylation; signal transduction. The transcript is spliced from 14 exons.